CGCGCCAAAGGGCACCCUCCCCGGGGCACAGGGGGCGUGGCCAGCUUCUCCCGGCAGCGCCCGCGCCUGCAGCCGCGGGGAAUUUUGGUCGCUUUUCGUCCAGCGCAGCUAGUACGAAUGGGAGCUGGUUCCCCGGCGCUACUGCCCACCUCUCAGGGGCAGCAUAACCUUCAGUCCCUCUAAGACCGUGUGGAACCUGGGCAGCAUGGCAUCCUCCAGCCAGAAGGUGGAGAAGCCAGUGUCCCCGGAACCCCAGCCAGAGCCUGGGCCGGGCCGCGAGCUUCAGUCCUGGCGGUGCCUGGUAUUCUACCUCUGCUUCUACGGCUUCAUGGCCCAGAUGCGGCCCGGCGAGAGCUUCGUCACCCCCUACCUCUUGGGCCCUGCUAAGAACUUCACGAAGGAGCAGGUCACCAAUGAGAUCACGCCGGUGCUGUCCUACUCCUACCUGGCAGUGCUGGUGCCCACCUUUCUGCUGACGGACUACCUGCGCUAUAAGCCGGUGCUGCUCCUGCAGGGCCUGAGCUAUAUCUCUGUGUGGCUGCUGCUGCUGUUUGGCCACUCCGUGCUGCACAUGCAGUUCAUGGAGUUCUUCUACAGCCUCACCAUGGCCGCCCGCAUAGCCUACUCCUCCUACAUCUUCUCGCUCGUGCGCCCCGCCCAGUAUCAGCGCAUGGCCGGCUACUCGAGGUCCGCAGUGCUCCUGGGCGUCUUCACCAGCUCUGUGCUGGGCCAGCUGCUCGUCACCGUGGGCAAGGUCUCCUUCACCACGCUCAACUACAUCUCGCUGGCCUUCCUCACCUUCAGCCUGAUCCUCGCCAUGUUCCUGAAGCGCCCCAAGCGCAGCCUCUUCUUCAACCGCAGUGAGCCUGCCCACGGCGAGGCCUCGCCCUCGGAGCUGGACAAGAUGCACCCUGGCCCUGGCCAGCCCACGGGCAGGAAGCUCCGCGGGACUCUGCUGGCGGGCUGGAGGGACUGGGUCCUCGUGCGCAUGCUCCGUGAGUUAAGAGCUAGCCUGCGGCUGCCACAGCUGCGCCUCUGGUGCCUCUGGUGGGUCUUUAACUCGGCCGGCUACUACCUAAUCGUCUUCUAUGUGCACAUCCUGUGGAACGUGGUCGACCCCACCAAAGACACCACCAAGGUCUACAACGGUGGUGUGGAUGCCGCCUCCACUCUGCUCGGCGCCAUCACCUCCUUUGCCGCGGGCUUUGUGAAGAUCCAGUGGGCUCUGUGGGCGAAACUGAUCAUCGGAGGCGUGACAGCGGUGCAGGCAGGGCUGAUCUUCCUCAUGUACAGCACGAGCAGCAUCUGGCUGUGCUACGUGGCCUUCGUGCUCUUCCGUGGCUUCUACCAGUUCCUGGUGCCCAUCGCCAUUUUUCAGAUCGCGUCCUCUCUCUCUAAGGAGCUCUGUGCCCUGGUCUUCGGAAUCAACACGUUCCUCGCCACUGUUCUCAAGACCAUCAUCACCCUCAUCGUUUCCGACAAGCGUGGCCUGGGCCUCCAGGUCCAUUACCAGUUCCUGGUCUACUUUGGGUACUUUGUGGUGCUGUCUGUUGCCUACUUCUUGGGAGCUGUGCUGGGGACCCUGUGGCACUUCCUGGGGAGCCACCACCAGCCCCUGCCCCUGGGCCAGGAGCUAAGGAGCCCCUCGGAGGAGAAAGCUACUCAGGUACUGAGCCCGCAGGAUGGGGCCCUCAGCAACCUGCAGCCCGAAGCCACAACCCUGGCCCCGGAGGACAGUGCAUGGGCCGCAGCACCAGUCCUGAGGGACCAGUGCGAAGCCAAGGCCUGACCUGCCCUCUCUGUGAGUGGCCAAAUUCUGACACCAGAGGCAAUCUGCUCUGCAUCCUCCAGCAUCCUCACUGAGCUGGGCCCUGGCAUCUCAGAACUGUCCAUCCCUGGCAGGGUGCCGGUCCCUGUGAGCCUGGGUCCUGACAUCUCAGAACGUCCAUCCCUGACAGGGUGCCGGUCCCUGUGAGCCUGGGCCCUGACAUCUCAGAACUGUCCAUCCCUGACAGGGUGCCGGUCCCUGUGAGCCUGGGCCCUGACAUCUCAGAACUGUCCAUCCCUGACAGGGUGCCGGUCCCUGUGAGCCUGGGCCCUGACAUCUCAGAACGGUACAUCCCUGACAGGGUGCCGGUCCCUG
Messenger RNA from Eptesicus fuscus (big brown bat), 2143 nucleotides. RefSeq names its product solute carrier family 19 member 1 (gene SLC19A1). Gene Ontology annotation, cellular component: plasma membrane; apical plasma membrane; basolateral plasma membrane. The transcript is spliced from 6 exons. Lineage: Eukaryota; Metazoa; Chordata; Mammalia; Chiroptera; Vespertilionidae. The coding region runs from base 206 to 1789 and encodes 527 amino acids. Gene Ontology annotation, molecular function: methotrexate transmembrane transporter activity; folate:monoatomic anion antiporter activity; folic acid binding. The record is from RefSeq and is a predicted model, not a curated record. Gene Ontology annotation, biological process: folate transmembrane transport; methotrexate transport.